CUGAAACCUGUACUGUAUGUACCGGGAAGCAAGCUUCAGCGAUGGGCGCUCUCUCCAGGUUAUUGACUGACCACCAGCAUCGUCCCGACGUAGACCGUCAAGUGCUGCUAUCUACACAUCUUCGAGGCCGGUUCCUCUCUGCAUCUUCGAGGCAGGAUCCUCCGAAUCGCGCAUACCGUUACACCCUCUAUUCUACAGGUUUAGAACGAGAUGUCGUCUCCCUCUAUUUCUGAGAUCCAGCAAUUGCGUUCGCCUCUCGCUGUUGUGUAUGCUUCGGCAAUGGAAUCCACCGGCGUCUCGAUCCUCGUUGCAGUAUCGUUUCUGUCCCUUCUCGCGGUGUUCGGGCUGUUGGUGGCCAUCGGUGUAUCGGCCGUCAAUUCGAGGAAAGUCGAAGGACAAGCGCUCUUCAUCCACAGCCAUGUCUCCGCCUACUUCAUCUGCCUCUUAAUAUGCUGGAUUCUUCAAUGCCUCGGUACUGCCCUGAGUAUCCAAUGGCUACAGGACCGUAUGAUCGUGAUUGGGCAAUUCUGCACUGCCCAGGCGGCUCUAAAGCAUAUUGCAGAUGUUGGGAUUGCUGUCUGGACACUGGUUAUCGCCGGCCAUACAUUCUGUGUUCUAUUCCUAGAACUCAGGAUCGCGAACUAUGUCCUCUGGCUUGCCUUAGGCCUCGGCUGGACCGUUAUCUUCUUCCUGGUGGGAUCCGGUCCGCUUUUCAUCGCGCGCAAGGAAAUAAUCCCUUUCUACGGGAUCGAUGGACGCUGGUGCUGGAUUUCUCCAGUUUACACGUUUUCUCAGGUCUUCCUUGCCUGGGUCCCGAUACUCUUGGCCGUUGCCCUCAGCAUGGUGCUAUACACCCUGACCUUCUUCCGUCUUCGCGGAAAUAUCGUUCGGAAUGGCUGGAAACUCGCCUUCCGUCGUAUGGACGGUGAUGAAUCAGGAAAGUACUUCGACAACGACCAGACCAUGGUCGCCGCAAAGCAAAUGCUGUUGUAUCCGGUAACUUACGCCAUUUUGGCCACCCCAAUUGUCAUCGUUCAGUUCGUAAGCUGGUCGGGAAUCAAGGUAUCCUUCGAGUGGGUUGUGUUUAGCGGCUCUGUGUAUCUAUUGUCAGGGUUGCUAAACGCCAUCGUCUUCACCACGACCCGACGCAUUCUCCCAGCAUCAUCUCUCCGACUGGGCAAUUGGUACUUCAUUCCCAGAUCUCGGGAGAACUCGACAACCUACGGCGCCUACUCUGCAGAUCGGGCAGAAAAGGGAAUCUCAAAGACGGUAAAGUUCGCGGCGGAGCCCACAAUCUUGUGCACACCACCUGGCCGCCGCGAGAGCGGAAAGCGCCCACCUGCGCUCAGCCUCUCCCCGGGUCACCGCGACAGCAUGGCAAGCAUGUACAGCGCCCGAGAAGGUGUGUACAUGGGCGCACCCUUGAGCUCGCACUGGAGCCCAGACACACCGCCUCUCAACAAAGCCAGCCGGCUAUCCGUCUACUUGGAGAACGUGUCCGCCAUCGCGCAAAAGAUUUAGCCACAUAGCACCGCAUGUUUGCUUUCAAGCGCCAAUGCAAUCUCAGGAAUUCCAUAAGAU
Coprinopsis cinerea okayama7#130 is the source of this 1581-nucleotide messenger RNA. RefSeq lists its product as hypothetical. The transcript has 12 exons. Gene Ontology annotation, biological process: adenylate cyclase-activating G protein-coupled receptor signaling pathway. Gene Ontology annotation, molecular function: G protein-coupled receptor activity. Lineage: Eukaryota; Fungi; Basidiomycota; Agaricomycetes; Agaricales; Psathyrellaceae. Gene Ontology annotation, cellular component: plasma membrane. Bases 211 to 1521 code for a protein of 436 amino acids. The record is from RefSeq and is a predicted model, not a curated record.